Messenger RNA from Acanthosepion pharaonis, 957 nucleotides. The record is from the annotation of a GenBank genome assembly. NCBI's taxonomy places the organism in Eukaryota, Metazoa, Mollusca, Cephalopoda, Sepiida, Sepiidae.
AUGUUUGUAGUCCUCCCCCUUUCAUUCGGGCGUGUUUGUAGUCCUCCCCUUUCAUUUAGGGCGUUCCUCCCCUUUCAUUCAUAUGUUUGUAGUCCUCCCCUUUCAUUCGGGCGUGUUUGUAGUCCUCCCCUUUCAUUCGGGCGUGUUUGUAGUCCUCCCCUUUCAUUCGGGCGUGUUUGUAGUCCUCCCCCUUUCAUUCGGCGUGUUUGUAGUCCUCCCCCUUUCAUUCGGCGUGUUUGUAGUCCUCCCCCUUUCAUUCGGCGUGUUUGUAGUCCUCCCCCUUUCAUUCGGGCGUUCCUCCCCUUUCAUUCGGCGCGUGUUUGUAGUCCUCCCCCUUUCAUUCCCCCUUUCAUUCGGCGUGUUUGUAGUCCUCCCCCUUUCAUUCGGCGUGUUUGUAGUCCUCCCCCUUUCAUUCGGCGUGUUUGUAGUCCUCCCCUUAUCCCCAGGACCCUGCCCCCCUUUCAUUCCGUCCACCUUCCCCAACCCCCCACCGCCCGCCGCCGGGUAAUUCGGCCUGUUCGUAGUCCACCUUGGGUUGGCCGCCGCCCGCCGGGCCGGUCAUUAAAUGUUCGUGAGUCCACCUUUCAACCCCCCCCCGCCCACCGCCGGGUCAUUCGCCUGUUCAGUCCACCUUGCAACAAACCGCCUGGUCAUUCGCCUGUUCAUGAAGUCCACCUUGCAACAAACCGUGAAAACAUUAACCUGUUCAAUAACCAUCACAAGACCUUGCAACAAACCGCCUGGUCAUUCGGCCUGUUCAAUAUAGUCCACCUUGCAACAAACCGCCAUGGGUCAUUUUCCUGUUCAAAGUCCACCUUGCAACAAACCGCCGGGUCAUUCGGCCUGUUCGCGAGUCCACCUUACAACCCCCCGCCCACCGCCGGGUCAUUCGGCCUGUUCGCGAGUCCACCUUACAACCCCCCCCGCCCACUGCCGGGUCAUUCGGCCUGUUUGUAG